Messenger RNA from Exophiala aquamarina CBS 119918, 408 nucleotides. RefSeq lists its product as uncharacterized. The record is from RefSeq and is a predicted model, not a curated record. NCBI's taxonomy places the organism in Eukaryota, Fungi, Ascomycota, Eurotiomycetes, Chaetothyriales, Herpotrichiellaceae. The coding region runs from base 1 to 408 and encodes 135 amino acids. The transcript has a single exon.
AUGUUGACUCUGAACAACUACAACAUCGGCUUCCUAACUCAUAUUAUAAUCGAAUCUCCGGCCGCCUUCAACUUCUUCGUCUUUCCCAGCAAACAACUCGGGACUCACACUCCUCAUGCUCACGCAGUCAUCCGGCAAUAUGCCGUUCUAAUAUUAACCUCCAACCUAGUAGCACUGAGCUUCGUCUGCCGGCCGAUGGAUGAGCUAUCCGGAAAGAUUGCUGGUGCAUUAGCUCUCUAUCACAUUGCUCCCUCAGUACGAUCCAUCAUCCGGCUCAAAAGGCAAGCACGCGAGGGCAGGACGUUGAUGCCCUCGGAGGCAUUUCUCUAUCUAGUCGUACAUGCGAUAUGCGGUGCCGCGCUCUUGCUACAUUUCUGGGAUGGCAUGUGCAGCAACCUGGGCUUCUAA